CAACCUUUAUCAGCACCAAAAACCGCAAAAUCUCCAUGGCGCCACGGAAAAAAACAACGAAAGCAACGAGGGCAACGCCGGCACGGCCUGCUGCAGACGCCCGCGAGGAAACGCCAUCGCCCGAACCAAACCAAGCCAACCCUAUACCGGAAUUCCGACAGUUAACCGCCGCGGAGAUAGCGUCGGCGAUGGGCAGCGAAACGGAUAGUGAUCUCAGCGAGGACGACCCAACGUACACCACCCAGUCGAAACCGAACUUCUCCUUCCUGCCCUCGCACAGGCACUCCAGCCCACGGCGGUCGGCAUCCGGAAACCGUUCUGGAAGCAGCGAUCCAGCUUCGCGAUCUCCCGCCACCGUAGUCCAUCGGUUGGCAAGCGCUUCAACGGUACCGAAUUCAGAUCUCACAAGCACGCCCACUAGACGCACCACUCAACAAAGCGCAGAGCCCGCAUCGGAACCCCAGCCACGGGGCAGACCUAAUCACAGGAGAAAACAAGAUCGUCCGACAAACUGGAAGACCAUCAAGGAAAUCAUCAAUCUACAGGCGACCGUGAACACUCUCAUACCGAGGCUCACUUUCGGCCGAGUUAUACGGGAAAUCCUUACCGAAUACAGCAGCAGCGAUAUGCGGGUGACGGCCGAAAUGUUGACCUGUCUACAGGAGGCCGCGGAAGUGUACAUCGUGCAGAUGUUCGAAGACGCCUAUCGUUGCACGCUACACCGAGGGCGAGUAACAUUGAUUCCCAAGGACAUGGAGCUAGCGUUACUGAUCCGACGAGAUGCCAACUAAAUAAGGAUAUAUUUUUUUAGCAAAGUUAACGACCUUUCGAGUGAUGUGGUGUUUAAUGUUACAAUGCGCGAGCCAUCCGCAGUACGAAAAUACAUUAGAUUGCUUGUUUUUUAUUGUUUGAUAA
Molecule: messenger RNA, 915 nt
Organism: Anopheles darlingi
Lineage: Eukaryota; Metazoa; Arthropoda; Insecta; Diptera; Culicidae
Exons: 1
Coding region: 36-791 (251 amino acids)
Cellular component (GO): nucleosome
Molecular function (GO): protein heterodimerization activity; structural constituent of chromatin; DNA binding
Source: RefSeq, a predicted model, not a curated record